Purpureocillium takamizusanense is the source of this 543-nucleotide messenger RNA. Its product is annotated as 3-dehydroquinate dehydratase. The record is from RefSeq and is a predicted model, not a curated record. Gene Ontology annotation, molecular function: 3-dehydroquinate dehydratase activity. NCBI's taxonomy places the organism in Eukaryota, Fungi, Ascomycota, Sordariomycetes, Hypocreales, Ophiocordycipitaceae. Bases 1 to 543 code for a protein of 180 amino acids. Gene Ontology annotation, biological process: quinate catabolic process. The transcript has a single exon.
AUGGCCCAGAGGAUCCUCCUCAUCAACGGCCCCAACCUCAACCUGCUGGGCACGCGCGAGCCCCAAAUCUACGGCUCCGCGACCCUCGCCGACGUGGUCGCACAGGCGCAGGCCCAGGCGCAGCAGCUAUCCGUCCGCGUCGACGUCUUCCAGUCCAACCACGAGGGGGCCAUUGUGGACCGCAUCCAUGCCGCCGCGGGCUUUGUUGGCACAACAGCAACAACAACAAGCCUCGCAGGCGGCGACGACGACGAGGGGAAGAUUAAGGAGGAAGAGGCGGCCGCCGACGCCGUCGUCAUCAACCCGGGCGCGUUGACGCACACGAGCGUCGCAAUCCGAGACGCGCUGCUGGGGACGGGCCUGCCGUUUGUCGAGGUGCACGUCUCCAACGUGCACGCCCGGGAGACGUGGCGCGGGCGUAGCUAUCUGAGCGACAAGGCGGAGGCGGUGAUUUGCGGGAUGGGGGUGUUUGGGUACACGGCGGCGAUUGAGUUUGCGGCGCGGCAUAUGAAGAGUAAGGAGGGCGGGCCGUCCAGGCUGUAG